AUGUCUACGAAAUGGACUUCAGUUUUUCUCCUGAUACAGCUGAGCUGUUAUAUUAUCUCUGGGAGUUGUGGAAAGGUGCUGGUGUGGCCCACAGAAUUCAGCCAUUGGAUGAAUAUGAAGACAAUCCUGGAGGAGCUUGUCCAGAGGGGUCAUGAGGUGACUGUGUUGGCAUCUUCAGCUUCCAUUCUUUUUGAUCCAAACAGCCCAUCUACUCUUAAACUUCAAGUUUAUCCUGUAUCUUUAACUAAAACUGAGUUUGAGGAUAUCUUCAUGCAACUGGUCAAGAGAUGGGCAGACCUUCCAAAAGACACAUUUUGGUCAUAUUUUUCACAAGUACAAGAAAUCAUGUGGACAUUUAAUGACAUAAUUAGAAAGUUCUGUAAGGAUGUAAUUUCAAAUAAGAAACUUAUGAAAAAACUACAAGAGUCAAAAUUUGAUGUUGUUCUUGCAGACGCUAUUAUUCCCUGUGGGGAACUGCUGGCUGAGCUAUUUAACAUACCCUUUGUGUACAGUCUCCGUUUCUCUGCUGGCUACACAAUUGAAAAGCAUAGUGGAGGAUUUCUGUUUCCACCUUCCUAUGUACCUGUUGUUAUGUCAGAACUAAGUGACCAAAUGACUUUCAUGGAGAGGGUAAAAAAUAUGAUCUAUGUGGUUUAUUUUCAAUUUUGGUUCCAAAUAUUUAAUAUGAAGAAGUGGGAUCAGUUUUACAGUGAAGUUCUAAGAAGACCCACUACCUUAUCUGAGACAAUGGGGAAAGCUGACAUAUGGCUUAUUCGAAACUCCUGGGAUUUUCAGUUUCCUCAUCCACUCUUACCAAAUGUUGCUUUUGUUGGAGGACUCCACUGCAAACCUGCCAAACCCCUCCCUAAGGAAAUGGAAGAGUUUGUCCAGAGCUCUGGACAAAAUGGUGUUGUGGUGUUUUCACUGGGGUCAAUGUUCAGUAACAUGACAGAAGAAAGGGCUAAUGUAAUUGCAUCAGCCCUUGCCAAGAUCCCACAAAAGGUUCUGUGGAGAUUUGAUGGGAAUAAACCACAUACUUUAGGACUCAAUACUCGGGUGUACAAGUGGAUACCCCAGAAUGACCUUCUUGGUCAUCCAAAAACCAGGGCUUUUAUAACUCAUGGUGGAUCCAAUGGCAUCUACGAGGCGAUCUACCAUGGGAUCCCUAUGGUGGGCAUUCCAUUGUUAGCGGAUCAACCUGAUAACAUUGCACACAUGAAGGCCAAGGGAGCAGCUAUUAGACUGGACUUCAACACAAUGUCGAGUACAGACUUGCUCAUUGCACUGAAGACAGUAAUUAAUGACCCUUUAUAUAAAGAGAACGCUAUAAAGUUAUCAAGAAUUUAUCAUGAUCAGCCAGUGAAGCCCCUGGAUCGAGCAGUCUUCUGGAUUGAAUUUGUCAUGCGCCAUAAAGGAGCCAAGCAUCUUCGGGUUGCAGCUCACGACCUCACCUGGUUCCAGUACCACUCUUUGGAUGUGAUUGGGUUCCUGCUGGCCUGUGUGGCAACUGUGAUAUUUAUCAUCACAAAGUGUUGUAUGUUUUGUUUCUUGAAAUUUGCUAGAACUGGAAAGAAGGGAAAAAGAGAUUAGUUGUAUUUGAGGCUUGAAGCUGGGAAACCUGAUAGAUGGGACUUCUUCAGUUUAUUCCAGCAAGAAAGGUUAUGAUGCAACAUUCCUUUCUUUCUAUGACAGAAAACCUCUUCAAAACUUACUUGCCUUGUCAAAUAAAAAUUUGUUUUUCAGAGAUUUAAUACUUGUUUAAUGGUUAGAAAUACUUUUUGUCAAGAAGGAAAAUACUAGCGAAAAUACAAAAUAGUAUAAACCCAUACAAGCUUAUAUGUAAAUCUGUGGAGCUUAUAUUGAAAUUUAUUGCUCCCAUUCAUAGGUUACAUGAAAAAAUUUUUACUGCGCUCAAGUACAUUUCAUAUAUUGUACUUAAACACAAGAAUGUUAAGAAGCCCACUGACAGUAUUGAUACUGUUUUGUAAAUACUCAGAUUACUUUGGCUUCAU
Pongo pygmaeus (Bornean orangutan) is the source of this 2012-nucleotide messenger RNA. RefSeq names its product UDP-glucuronosyltransferase 2B4-like. The record is from RefSeq and is a predicted model, not a curated record. Lineage: Eukaryota; Metazoa; Chordata; Mammalia; Primates; Hominidae. The coding region runs from base 1 to 1590 and encodes 529 amino acids. The transcript is spliced from 6 exons. Gene Ontology annotation, molecular function: glucuronosyltransferase activity.